AUGACUGUUACUGAAAAACCUAAACCAAUCGCUGAGGUGCUAACAGCAUCUACACCUCCUGAUUCUGAAACAGAGCGUGAGAUCUUACAUAACAAAGGAAAAGAUAUUUCUACUUUCUCAAGAUUUUUAGCCAUAUAUACUAGAAAUAAAGAUGAUAUGUCCAUAUAUUGCAUCGAAGAAAAGAAAGGUUGCGACUUUUCUAAUAAUUGGACAUAUAUUACAAACGUCUUAACAAGUCAAAACAGUUAUUCUGGAAAUAAUGGUAAAUUGACUGAAUAUUUGAUUCCUGCUUGUGAUGCACACAUCUUUGAAGAAUCUCUCUCUCAUCAAUUGAAGAUUACCGAAUAUCAAAAGGAAGGAGAAACCCAAAUUAGAGGUUGUAUUGUAAAGGUCGAAGUUGAAGAUCCAUUCAAUGACUGGUUUAUAUAUCAUAUGUUGGAUCAGUCAAGAUUGCAAUUCAAUGAUUUUGAACUUUUAAAUGUUGAUCAUGCUAAUAAUGUUAGAUAUCAUGACAUGUUUGCUGAUUUCUUCGCUGCUAAUCUAAAGAAUACUAUUAAAAACGAUGAAUGGGAUGAGUCUGGAAGAGAAUAUUUUGUUGACCGUGUCAGGUAUUUUACAGACCGUUAUGUUAGGAUUGAAUGUAUUCUUCCAGCGUUCCCUUGUAAAUCUUCUAACAUCAAUAAAGUUGGUGGUGAUAUCCCUGACAAAGGUGAAGAGUUGGCUCUAAGAAGACUAAUUCAGAUUACUAAGGAUGUUAAGGACUUUUAUCCUCCAGGAUUAAAGAUUUGGAUUGUUAGUGACGGACAUGUCUUCUCAGAUUGUAUUGGUGUUGAUGAUGACGUAGUGGACAAUUAUACAUCUAGAUUACAUGAAUUAUAUGAUUUGUGUAAGGACAGUGAUGCAGAUGCCAUUGGGUUUUGUGGAUUGAAUGAUCUUUUUUUCAAUGGAGAGUCUUCAGAAUCAUUCGAUCCUACAUGGGUAGAAAGCUAUACAGUUUUACACUAUACCGGUACCAUGAUUUCUUCUAAAUCAGAUGCAGCAAGACAAAUUCUAAUGAAGGGGUGCGACACCGAUGACGGAUCUUUAAGAAAAGAUGUCAACAUUCCAGAUCAUCCUAGAUUAUAUUUAUACAGAGGUUUCUCCAAAUUUAUGAUGGAAGAUUUAGCUGUCUUACCCUUUUUCCAAUCUUACUCUAAAAAACGUUUCAAAAAAGUUAUUUCCAAGAUUGCAUUUAAUAUGAUUAGGAGAAAUGACGCAUACUCUAACCUUGUUGAAUUGAUGUUUCCUCAUCAUAUGAGAAUCUCAAUCCAUGCUCACAAGAAUUCGGGACCAAAAUUUGGUGUUAAAGUUAUUUCUAAUCAGCAAUGUAGUAUUGUUAAGGAUCUCCAAAAUAUAGAAGAACCAACAUUUGAAGAUCUGUUACAUAUACCAACUCCUUGGCAUAAUUGUGUCGUUAAGGUCACAGAUUCGACAGAUUCUGAGAAACAGAACUAUUUUUUAACUAAAUCGAGAGUUAUUAAAGAUGCUCUUGCAAGUGGAACCUAUAAAGGUGAAUGGAAAGAGACUUGUUUUCAAAGUGGAAAUGGUGGAUGUUUUGAAAUUAUGAAACAUAACUAG
Maudiozyma saulgeensis is the source of this 1617-nucleotide messenger RNA. Lineage: Eukaryota; Fungi; Ascomycota; Saccharomycetes; Saccharomycetales; Saccharomycetaceae. The record is from the annotation of a GenBank genome assembly.